Molecule: messenger RNA, 1671 nt
Organism: Emys orbicularis (European pond turtle)
Lineage: Eukaryota; Metazoa; Chordata; Testudines; Emydidae
Gene: SNTG2
Product: syntrophin gamma 2
Exons: 18
Coding region: 1-1671 (556 amino acids)
Cellular component (GO): dystrophin-associated glycoprotein complex; intracellular anatomical structure
Molecular function (GO): structural molecule activity; protein binding
Source: RefSeq, a predicted model, not a curated record
AUGAACGUGGCGGGGAAGCAGCCGCCUCCAGCACCGCUUGAGCGCCCGGCCAGUCUCCUCGUCCCCACCUGGACUAAAACAGGUAUUGCAUUGUUAUAUGAUGAAGGGUCUGAAAAUGCAUAUGAUAUCCAAUUGAAGCUUACAAAAGAGGUACUAACAAUUCAAAAGCAAGAUGUCAUCUGCAUUAGUGGAAGUGAUCACAGCACAAAUCACAGAACUGUUACACUUCGUAGAAAACCAGUUGGUGGCUUGGGCUUAAGUAUAAAGGGUGGUGCUGAGCACAAAGUCCCUGUCGUCAUAUCAAAAAUAUUUAAAGACCAAGCAGCUGACCAAACAGGAAUGUUAUUUAUAGGAGAUGCACUAAUACAGGUUAAUGGCAUAAAUGUAGAAAGUGCUUCCCAUGAAGAAGUGGUACACCUACUGCGAAAUGCUGGCGAUGAAGUUACCAUCACUGUACAGUACCUCAGGGAAGCUCCAUCAUUUCUAAAGCUCCCAUUAGGUUCCCCUGGACCAUCCAGUGAUCAUAGCAGUGGAGCUUCCUCACCUCUCUUUGACAGUGGUUUACAUUUGAAUGGAAACUCAACUAACACAGCUCCAUCAUCGCCCUCCUCACCCAUAGCUAAUGAACCAAAAUAUGAGAAGCGCUGGCUAGACACCCUAUCAGUUCCUCUAUCGAUGGCUCGAAUCUCAAGAUACAAAGCCGGAACAGAUAAAUUAAGAUCUAAUGCAUUUGAAGUGCUUGCACUCGAUGGAGUUAGUACUGGGAUACUUCAGUUUUAUACAGCGCAGGAGUGUGCUGACUGGCUGAGAGCAUUAUCAACUAACAUCUCUGAUUUGACACUUCAAAAUAUGAAAAUGGCAAAUAAAUGCUGCUCUCUAUCAGACCAGAUUAUUCAUAUGGGCUGGGUGAAUGAAAGAUUCGAGGGAACUGAUUCAUCUCAACUCUACAAAUACAAGUUCCUGGCACUAAAGGGUUCAUCCUUCUACAUUUUCAGCACUCCACCGGUAAGCACACUAGACUGGGUACGAGCUGAAAAAAUCUAUCACCUCUGUGAGGUUCUAUUUAAAGUUCACAAGCUCUGGCUUGCUGAUGAUUGCUGGCUACAAGCAAACUUGUAUUUAGGUAUUCAUCAGGACUAUGAGCUUGAAGACCAGAGGCCAUAUUGUUUCAGUGUCAUGGUUGGACAUGGCAAGACUCAUUAUUUUAACGUAGAGCUUGGCAGUGAGUUGGCGGCAUGGGAAAAAUCAUUUCAAAGAGCAAUUUUCUUGGAAGUUCAAAGAACAGGGUCUAAAACAUAUAUGUGCAGCUGGCAAGGAGUAACCCUGUGUUUCACAGUUGACUUUGCCUUGGGAUUCACCUGUUUUGACAGUAAAACAAAGAAUGUGCUCUGGAGGUUUAAAUUCUCUCAGCUCAAGGGGUCUUCAGACGAUGGAAAAACAAGAGUAAAGCUUCUUUUUCAGAAUCUAGACACCAAACAAAUUGAGAUGAAGAAAGCUCUACUUGGCAAUCUUGGGCCUGAUCCUGCAGCCCUUACUCAUGAACUUGAAUUUCAGGAUCUGACAGCGGUUUUACACUGUAUUCACUCCUUUAUAGCAGCAAAGGUGGCAUCACUUGAUCCAGUAUUUAUAGACAGCCAGUGCAUGGCAAGAAAAUACAUGUACAGUAACUGA